UUUCAUCUUUACCUGCACGCUCACACACCUGUAGACAAACUAACGUCACUUUAACGACGUCACGACUCAUAGUGACCGGCGUGAAGCGAGCUAAGUGCGGCUAACGAGCCUCGGAGACGCAUCCUGCGCAGCAUGAGUAAGAGGAAGGUGACAGAUGCUCAUCUGCCUGUAGGAGAAUGCAUCACACAGCUUCAGGAGGUUUUAAGGCGGCGGCUUUGCUGUCAGCAGCUCCCUGACAGACCGGACGGAGUGGAGGCUCAGCACAAACACCUUCUGGAGCUGCUGAGGCGAACGGCCGUCCACGGGGAGAGUAACUCGGUGCUAAUCGUCGGCCCCAGGGGAGCUGGAAAAACAAUGCUGCUGAAGUGCGUGUUGAGAGAUCUGCUGGAGGAGAAAGAAGUGCAGAAAAACCUGCUGCAGGUUCACCUGAACGGUCUCUUGCAGACUGAUGACAGAAUAGCGCUCAAAGAAAUAACACGGCAACUCAACUUGGAAAACGUCGUCGGCGACAAAGUGUUUGGGAGUUUCGCAGAGAAUCUGGCUUUCUUACUGGAGGCAUUGAAGAAAGGUGAUCGCAGCAGCAGCCGCCCCGUGCUGUUCGUCCUGGAUGAGUUUGACCUGUUCGCCCACCACAAGAACCAGACGCUCCUCUACAACCUGUUUGACAUCUCCCAGUCCGCCCAGGCUCCCAUCGCUGUGGUCGGCAUCACCUGCAGACUGGAUGUUCUGGAGCUGUUGGAGAAGCGGGUCAAGUCGAGGUUCUCCCACCGUCAGAUCCACCUGCUGAGCAGCCCCACGUUCCCUCAGUACGUGGACCGAGUCCGGACUCAGCUCAGCCUGCCGGACGACUUCCCCGACGUCAAGUUCGCAGAGGACUGGAAAGCCAGCGUAAAGAGUCUGUGUGAGGACAAAUCAGUGGAGGACGUUUUAAAGAGACACUUCAACUCCAGCAGAGACUUCAGAUCAAUGCACAUGCUGCUGAUGUUGUGUCUGAGUCGUGUGUCUGUAUCUAAACCUGCCAUCAGACCUGCAGACCUGCUGGAGGCCAGCAGACUGUGUUUCACUGACUCCAAGGCCAACAUGCUGCACGGUCUGUCUAUCUUGGAGCUGUGCCUCAUCAUCGCCAUGAAACACCUCAACGACGUCUACGAAGGAGAGCCGUUCAACCUCCAAAUGGUUCACAACGAGUUUAAGAAGUUCCUGCAGAGGAAGUCAAACUCCAUGUACAACUUUGACCAGCCUGUCAUCAUGAAGGCCUUCGAGCACCUGCAGCAGCUGGAGCUGAUCCGGCCGGUCGACAGCUCCUCGGCCAAAACUCAGAGGGAAUACCAGCUCAUGAGACUCAUGCUAGACCACAGUCAGAUCAUGGAGGCCCUGCAGAAGUACCCGCAAUGCCCCACUGAUGUCAAGCAGUGGGCCAUGUCGGCCUUCGCCUAGGGACUCUGCGUACAUUUGGACUCUUGUUGUUGUUUCAGCACUCUGAAAACAGCUUGAAUCAAGGACUGAAAUUAAAGACUAUCCAUGACCUGAAUCAGGGAGAACAUGUCUACAAAUAUUUGUUUCAUAUCACGAUUUUUAUCUGAGAACUGUAAAUGAUGAAGAAAUAAAGAUGUCACAAGUUA
Messenger RNA from Larimichthys crocea (large yellow croaker), 1622 nucleotides. RefSeq names its product origin recognition complex, subunit 4 (gene orc4). The transcript has 14 exons. The record is from RefSeq and is a predicted model, not a curated record. Gene Ontology annotation, molecular function: DNA replication origin binding; ATP hydrolysis activity. The coding region runs from base 133 to 1437 and encodes 434 amino acids. Lineage: Eukaryota; Metazoa; Chordata; Actinopteri; Sciaenidae. Gene Ontology annotation, biological process: DNA replication; DNA replication initiation. Gene Ontology annotation, cellular component: nucleus; nuclear origin of replication recognition complex.